AUGCAAUUUGAUGAAAAUGGAAAAGCUGUUAAACAAUACAUUGGAGAAGGUGAAAAUGGUCCAAUUAAUUCAUACCGUUAUAAUCCAUAUUCUUAUUUCAAUGAAGAAUUAAAUGCUAUUGAAGAGGGACCGGAUGGAUUACCACGAUAUUCUAACCAGUUUGAUGGUCAAUAUGCAAAUAUUAGACCUGAAAUUCCAGCUAUGAAAUUCUUUAAAGUUGCUUUAUUCGAUCCAGUGUUCAAUGAACAGAAAGAAGCAAUGAAAGCAGAAUUUAAACCAAUUCAAGUGGCAAGAAUUUCUUCAUCUUCACUUUCAGAAGCGUUCAAGGAAUUGAUAAAGAAACCACUUUAUUCUCAACAAGGUUAUAACUUUGAUUUAAUUAAAGAAAGUGAUAGACGUAAAUUAGAAAAAUCAGAUGGUUUUAAGAAUGCAUGUAAUGAAAUGAUUAAAGAUAUUGUAAAUGAUAAAAUAAGACUGGAAGAAACUCAAAGCAAUAUCAAUAACAUAAUUGGUGCAGUUACAAAGAAAGUAUAA
Messenger RNA from Trichomonas vaginalis G3, 534 nucleotides. RefSeq lists its product as uncharacterized. The record is from RefSeq and is a predicted model, not a curated record. Bases 1 to 534 code for a protein of 177 amino acids. Lineage: Eukaryota; Parabasalia; Trichomonadida; Trichomonadidae. The transcript has a single exon.